AUGAAUUCAAAUGACAAACAUGAUCGGCAAGAUGACACCAGUAGAUUUUCUCCACCCAACAAUAAGCACUGGAAGGUCUUUUUCCUGCUUGUUGCCGUCUGCACCUUUCAAUGGCUUCAAAACACCUACACAGGCCUCCCAUAUUCAUAUGCAUCCUUCGUUCCAACAAGAUCAAGCAAAAGUAUCGAAAUUGAUAGCGACAAUGAUUCAGGAAAUAUUCAGCAUCAUCGUCAUGAUUCGCAGAAACAAGAAGCAGUAGUGGACGAAACAACGAAAACAAUGGCGUCAGAUGAGGAUGCCACCACCAUUCUAUUCAUUCACUAUCACAAAACGGGAAACAAUUUUGUCGUUGACCUAUUGAAACAAAUUCAUCGAACCCAUGGUCGGUACCACAAUCUGACCAUGAAGGAACCGUCCGUCUUGAAACGAAUGAAAAAUAAUAACAAUAAUAAUAACCAAAAUACCAAGGGGCAUUUGCAACGUGGUCAAGAAAAACGUGCAAGUGCCAUGAUUGGGAAGAACCACGACGACAUGGACGAUGAUGAAUUUGAGGACGAAGGUAGCCAUAGCGGGCAGAACGAAACCAACGUGGGAAUUCUUAGGAAACGAUCUCAUGAUCCAAUGACUGGUUGUCCCGUUUUUGGCGACGAUACGGACUUUGAGAUUGGAGCAGCCUAUCGCCUGGUGGCACCCAAUUUCUUUUGUAACUUGAGCAGCAUUACAACAACAAUGUUAAACAAUGCUGCUGAUAAUGAUGAUGAUGAUGAAAUGGAACACGCGACGGCGAAAUUUGGCACCAGACAAAACCUUCCUUUUCCACCGUGGAAAACUACCAAGAUUGUACAUUUCGUGCGAGACCCCAUCGAUAUGGCACUUUCUAACUAUCUUUAUCAUUCGCAACAUCCAACGCCAGAACCAUGGAUCAAGAGAAAGGGGAUCAAUCCAUGCAAGAUUGACGAAGAGUUUCUGAACUAUACCUUACAGGAGUUGAAUAGUGAUGGUAGUCGCAAGAUUACCGAAGAAGAUCUAUUGCGAGUCAGCACCAUGUGCCGAUACUACAAGCACGAGCAUGCCAUUGCUGCCAAUACGAGAAAGAAAAACAAUACGACCCGAUCCUUUUACGGAAUUAUGCGUCGGUUGCCACCCUAUGACGGACUACGCUUUGCGACUUCUCACUUUCUCAUGGCACAAGGCGUGGAGAGUGGUGGAGACUUGCUGCGGAUGCCAAACAAUAUCUUGAGGUUGCGUGAAUGGGAACAGCAACAACAACAACAACAAUCAUCGGAGCAGCUGCAGCACAUUCUGACCAUAUCCAUGGAGAACAUUGUGAAGGACAUGGGAAAAAGUGUUUUAGAGAUUUGUGACUUCAUUUUGGGGCACAUUUCCAAUGUCACUGCAAGAUCUGCAAUUGCCCAAGAAAUUGAGAAGACGAUGGUGGCGAGAUACCAGGCAAAGACCAAGGCUUCGAAAUUCAUUCAUGCGGGUAGACAAUCCACGAGUAAUGAGACGGCAGAAGCUGAGCUCAAAAAUAAUAAGAAUUGGACACUUCGCCAACAAAGUCAUGUGACGCAAGGAAUCAUGAAUGAAACCGAGCGUGAACUAUUGAAAGAGCAACUGGAAAGCGAUGCAAGCCUAGGGCAUAUCUUGUUGCAGUUACGUGAAGUUGUUGAUUCCUCAUCAUAA
This is a messenger RNA of Cylindrotheca closterium, 1683 nucleotides long. NCBI's taxonomy places the organism in Eukaryota, Bacillariophyta, Bacillariophyceae, Bacillariales, Bacillariaceae. The record is from the annotation of a GenBank genome assembly.